Messenger RNA from Symbiodinium necroappetens, 5508 nucleotides. Lineage: Eukaryota; Dinophyceae; Suessiales; Symbiodiniaceae. The record is from the annotation of a GenBank genome assembly.
AUGCCACGCGUACCCACGCAGAAAAACGGCAAACGUAUCGCGUUGAUCGGUGCAGGCCCGGCUUCACUUGCCGUCGCUCGAGAUCUGCUGCCCCUGGGUUACGAGGUACACCUUUUCGAGAAGGAAAGUAAAGGUGGCGGCUUCAUGCGUAGUCAGAUCCCGGCUUUUCGACUGCCAGUUGAAGUACUGGAUGAAGAAGUUGAACAGAUUCUCGAUAUGGGGGUGGAAUGCCACUUCGGUCAUGAAAUCACCAGUAUGAAGAGCAUGCUGGAUAUGGACUUCGACGCCUAUUUUGUUGGCACCGGAGCGCCUCGUGGCAGAGACCUGGAACUCCCGGGUCGGGAUGCCGUAGAUGAUCACAUCCACAUCGGCAUUGAUUGGCUGUCGAGCGUGGCGUUUGGUCACACCACAGAGAUCAAAGGCAAAGUCAUUGUUAUGGGUGGUGGUAAUACCGCCAUGGACUGCUGUCGCACCUCUCUGCGCAUGGGCGCUGAAUCAGUGAGUGUCGUGGUCCGUUCUGCUUUCGAAGUCAUGAAAGCCUCGGAGUGGGAAAAAGAAGAUGCCAUGCGGGAGGGCAUUCCGAUCAUCAACAAUCGUCCCCCGAAAGAAUUUGUGCACGAAAACGGCAAACUGAAAGGGGUGCUGUUCGAGUGCGUGGAGCCGGUCAAAGGCGAUGACGGCCGACUCAAGUACGUCCCCAGCGGCGAGCCUGACGUCUUCAUCGAAGCUGACCAUAUUCUGAUGGCUAUCGGCCAGGACAACCACUGUCCCUGGAUUGAACGCGACCUCGGUAUGGAGUUUGAUAAAUGGGAUUGUCCGGUGCUGGACGAAGUCACCUUGCAGUCCACCCAUCCGAAAGUAUUUUUUGGUGGCGACAGCGCAUUUGGUCCGGAAAACAUCAUCUGGGCCUCAGCACAUGCACACCAGGCAGCCAUCAGCAUCCACCUUUUGUGCGAAGGCAAGGAUCUGAAGAAAGACCGGCCACCCCAGGGCGUUAAUCUCCUGUCUACGAAGAUGGGUGUUCACGAAUGGGCCUAUGAUGCUGAAUAUGAUGCAUCCGCGCGCUACGCCGUCCCUCUGGUGGAGAAACAAUCGGCGUUAUCCAAUUACAAAGUUGAAGUCGAACUGGGAUUUGACCAGGAACUCGGUGCAGCGGAAGCACAGCGUUGUCUGAACUGUGAUGUGCAGACAGUGUUUACCGACAAACUGUGUAUCGAGUGUGACGCUUGUGUCGACAUCUGUCCUAUGGAUUGCAUUACCUUUAUAGAAAAGGCGCCGGAGCAGGAACUUCGCCAGCGGCUCACUGCACCGGCACUGAAUAUGGAGCAGGAUUUAUAUCUGUCUGAUGAUGUCAGCUAUAACGAUUUUGUUAUCCGUUUCGCCAACGUAAAUGGCUCGGGUUCAGCCAGCGCAAACGGUAUGUUUGCCAAAGCACUGUUCCGCAUGGGCAUACCGGUUGCGACACGUAAUAUCUUCCCUUCGAAUAUCCAGGGGCUGCCGACCUGGUUUGAAGUCAGAGUCAGCGAAGCUGGUUAUAUGGGCCGUCGGGAAGGUGUCGACAUCAUGGUGCCGAUGAAUGCUGAGACCCUGGUGGAAGAUAUUGCUUCAGUCAAACCUGGCGGAUAUCUGGUUUACGACAACUCCAAGCCGCUGCCCAAACAUCUGCGACGGGAUGAUAUCCAUGAAGUGGGUAUUCCCAUUGCCACUAUGUUGUUGCCUGAAUUCAGCGAUCCGAAACAACGCAGCCUGUUUAAAAACAUCACUUAUCUCGGCGCGCUGGCCGGCUUGUUAAAUAUCGAGUUUGAUGUCAUCACCGGCAUGGUGGCGACGCAAUACAAAGGUAAAGACACACUCAUCGCACCCAACAUACGCGCGCUGGAAAUCGGCCGUCAGUAUGCUUACGACUACCUGGAGGCGCCGUUGCCGAUACAGGUACGCCGAUCCGACAAAGUUGGCGAUCGCAUCAUGGUUGACGGUAAUGCUGCUGCCGGCCUUGGAUCUAUCUAUGGCGGCGCCACAGUCUGUGCCUGGUACCCAAUCACACCGUCAACGUCGGUGGCAGAAGCUUUUGAGCAACAUGCCAAUCGUCUGCGCAUCGACGCUGAAACCGGACAGAAGAAAUUUGCCAUUAUUCAGGCCGAAGAUGAACUUGCAGCGAUCGGUAUUGUGAUUGGUGCUGCCUGGAAUGGCGCUCGAUCAUUCACCGCGACCAGCGGCCCGGGUGUUUCGCUGAUGUCCGAAUUCCUCGGGUUGGCGUACUUUGCUGAAAUUCCUGCAGUUUUAUGGGAUAUCCAACGUGCAGGGCCUUCCACAGGCAUGCCGACACGCACCCAGCAGAGCGACGUGUUGUCUGCCGCAUUUGCCUCUCAUGGCGACACCAAGCAUCCACUGCUGUUCCCCUCCACGCCGAAAGAAUGUUUUGAUUUUGCCGCGGAAGCAUUGGAUCUGGCCGACAGACUGCAGACACCUAUUAUCAUUCUGUCUGACCUUGAACUGGGCAUGAAUGACAACUUAAGCGAACCGUUUGUAUGGGACGAAAAUCGAAAUUACGAUCGCGGUAAAGUCCUCACUGCAGACGAUCUUGAUCAGUUGGAUGUGUUUGGUCGGUAUCUUGAUGUGGAUGGUGAUGGCAUCGGCUAUCGAACCUAUCCGGGCACGCAUCCGGACAAAGGUGCGUUUUUCACCCGCGGCACGUCGCGGGAUGAAUUUGCCGCGUAUACCGAAUCCCCUGAUGCGUACCAGCGCAAUAUGGAACGCUUGCUGAAAAAAUGGGAUACCGCAAAAACUCUGGUGCCAGCAGCGGAAAUCAGCACAGGCAAGAGCCGGGUAGGGGUGCUUUAUUACGGCACAACAGCACUGCCGAUGCCUGAGGCUCUGGAUCUGCUGCAACCCGAAGGCGUGGUUCUGGACACCUGCCGAAUCCGCGCCUUUCCAUUUGGCGAAGAGGUAACAUCGUUUAUCGACGAUCACGACGUGGUGUUUGUGGUUGAGCAGAACAGGGAUGCUCAGAUGCGCACCCUGUUGAUUACCGAAGGCGAUUUCUCGCCUGCUAAACUGGUGCGUGUGAACUACUAUGCCGGACUGUCAAUCUCGGCAGACUUUAUUCAACAAAACAUUCUGGAAUAUUUUCAGGAAAAUAAAUUACCGCGUUUAACUGAGGCACAUCACCCGAAUCUGCCGCUGAACGAAAUCGGCCUUACCCGGCGUGAUUAUGAAGGCUCGGCCUGUGCUGAGCUGUCGCUGCCGCCGCAUCGAUUUGCCAAAGUAUCAGGGUCAAAUCUUGCCAAUCGUGAGCUGUAUUGUGUUGGCGUAUCUGGUGAUGGAGACAGCGCCUCUAUUGGUCUUGGACAGUUUGCACACAUCGUGCGUCGUCGCAUCAAUAUGCUCUAUAUUGUUGAUAACAAUGGUACUUAUGGGCUCACUAAAGGCCAGUUUUCCGCCACCAAUGACAAAGGCUCCACAUCCAAAAAAGGUGCCCCGAACCUUUAUGAACCCAUAGACCUGGUCAGCAUGGCGUUGCAGCUGGGGGCAACCUUUGUGGCGCGCAGCUUCUCUGGCGACAAGCACCAGUUGGUGCCUUUGAUCAAGGCCGGUUUGCGCCACAAGGGCAUGGCGUUUAUCGACGUUAUUUCGCCUUGCGUGGCGUUUAACAACCACGCGGGAUCUACAAAAAGCUACGACCACGUGCGCUCGCAUAUGCAGAAUGUGGUGAAUGCGGAUUACAUCCCCGAACAUGAUGAAAUCACUGCUGACUACAAACCCGGCAGCAAAGAAGAUAUCAGCAUGCCGGAUGGAUCCACGCUGCGUCUUUACAAACUUGACGACCAGUAUGACCCUCACGACAGGGUUGGCGCGUUGAAUUAUGUGCAGCGCAGCGCCGAAACUGGAGACGUCGUCACAGGGCUGCUCUACGUAGAUCCAAAAGCAUCAGAUUGCCAUGAUGUUAUGGAUACGAUUCAGAGACCGUUGAAUCAGCUCAAUGAAGCGGAUUUGUGCCCCGGCCAAGCCUCACUGGAUGCAAUCAACGCAGGACGCGACGUGGCGCUACCCACCCUCGAAGAUUACUUCCCCGAUUGGAAAGAACGUGAAGCCCUGGCUGAAGCGAUGAUUCCCUUAAUUGGCCAACUCUACCGGCGCAAUGUGGUGUGUUACUGCUUUGGUCGUGCAAUGUAUAACCAGAGCGUGACACAGCUGAUGAAAACUCAUCGCUAUGUACGCCAGAUAGCCAACAACGAACUGUCUGAAUUCGAGAGUUUUCCAGUCCUCGAAGCCAUGUCAAAACUUGACCUUGGCCCCAGCCAUAUAGACGUGGGGCGCCUGGCGACCAAAUACAUGGAAGAGCUGGAAGCAGGUGAAGUAUCAGCAACGAUGUUUGUCGAAAGAGAAUGUGCUGAAGUCAUUGGUCGGCAUGUACCCCCUUUACCACAACCCCAGGAUAUCGUGUUGUACGGCUUUGGCCGUAUCGGUCGGCUGCUGGCGCGUUUGCUAAUCGAAAAGACGGGCAGCGGGCAGCAGUUACGGCUGCGCGCUAUUGUAGUUCGUAAAGGCAGCGAUGACGAUCUUAUCAAGCGCGCAAGCCUGUUGCGCCGCGACUCGGUUCACGGCAGCUUUGAAGGCACCAUUCGGGUUGAUGAAGAAAACAGCGCUAUUAUUGCCAACGGUAACGUCAUACGCGUGAUUUACGCAGGUAACCCGGCAGAAAUCGACUAUGAAUCUUUCGGCAUACACAAUGCCGUGAUCAUAGACAACACCGGUGCAUGGCGAGAUCAGGAGGGCCUGGGGCAACACCUGAAAGCAAAAGGCGCAGCCAAAGUUGUGCUCACUGCACCAGGCAAGGGUGCCAUCAAAAACAUCGUGUCCGGGGUUAACUCCAACAUCGUUGAUAAAGACGACACAAUUCUCGGCGCCGCGAGCUGCACAACCAACGCCAUUGUGCCCGUGUUGAAGGUUGUUAAUGAACAUUUCGAGAUCGUUAACGGCCACAUGGAAACUGUGCACGCCUAUACUAACGAUCAGAACCUGACCGACAAUUACCAUAAGAAAAAUCGACGCGGACGCAGUGCACCGUUGAACAUGGUGAUUACGGAGACGGGUGCUUCAUCUGCGGUUGUCAAGCUGAUGCCCGAGAUGGAAGGCAAACUGACCGGUAACGCGAUUCGCGUACCGACCCCCAACGUAUCGCUGGCCAUCCUCAACCUGACACUGGGUCGUGAAACCACGGCUGAAGAGAUGUCAGAAUUUUUACGUGACGUCAGCCUGAACAGUAACCUGCAGCGCCAGAUUGACUACACGACAUCGCCGGAUGUUGUGUCAACGGACCUGGUUGGUAAUCGGCAUGCGUGCAUUAUUGAUGGCGAAGCCACUAUCGUCAGUGGCAAUCGUGCGGUUUUAUACGUCUGGUACGACAAUGAAUUUGGCUAUGCCUGUCAGGUGAUCCGGGUUGUGCAGAAGUGGUCAGGCAUCUCCUAUCCAUUGAUCCCCAACGACGUUUUCAAACUGGGAUUCUGA